Oryctolagus cuniculus (rabbit) is the source of this 1483-nucleotide messenger RNA. It is a transcript of the gene FHL2, whose product is annotated as four and a half LIM domains 2. NCBI's taxonomy places the organism in Eukaryota, Metazoa, Chordata, Mammalia, Lagomorpha, Leporidae. The record is from RefSeq and is a predicted model, not a curated record. Gene Ontology annotation, cellular component: nucleus; Z disc. Gene Ontology annotation, biological process: negative regulation of transcription by RNA polymerase II; negative regulation of calcineurin-NFAT signaling cascade. Gene Ontology annotation, molecular function: transcription factor binding; transcription coregulator activity.
GCGGUGCCAGCGCGCAGCCCGCCGCCCGCGCCGCCCUGGCGUGCGUCUCCUUAUAUGGGCAAAUGACUCGGCGGGGGAUCUCUGGGCGGGAGCAGCGCCGGCUCCACUCGGCCGGCUGCGAGCCGCCGCCGCCGCCGCCAGCUACGCGCCGCCGCCCGCCCGGUUGUUGAACAACACGGCGUCAAGAUGACCGAACGUUUUGACUGCCACCAUUGCAAUGAAUCUCUCUUUGGCAAGAAAUACAUCCUGAGGGAGGAGAGUCCCUACUGUGUGCCAUGCUUCGAGGCCCUCUACGCCAACACGUGCGAGGAGUGUGGGAAGCCCAUCGGCUGUGACUGCAAGGACUUGUCCUACAAGGACCGGCACUGGCACGAGGCCUGCUUCCACUGCUCGCAGUGCAGGAGCUCGCUGGUGGAUAAGCCCUUCGCAGCCAAGGAGGAGCAGCUGCUCUGCACGGACUGCUAUUCCAACGAGUACUCGUCCAAGUGCCAGGAAUGCAAGAGGACCAUCAUGCCAGGUACCCGCAAGAUGGAGUACAAGGGCAGCAGCUGGCACGAGACCUGCUUCAGCUGCCAUCGCUGCCAGCAGCCGAUCGGGACCAAGAGUUUCAUCCCUAAGGACAAUCAGAACUUCUGUGUGCCCUGCUACGAGAAGCAGUACGCCCUGCAGUGUGUGCAGUGCAAAAAGCCCAUCACCACGGGAGGCGUCACUUACCGCGAGCAGCCCUGGCACCGGGAGUGCUUCGUGUGCACCGCCUGCAAGAAGCAGCUGUCCGGGCAACGCUUCACGGCGCGGGAUGACUUCGCCUACUGCCUGAGCUGCUUCUGCGACCUGUACGCCAAGAAGUGCGCGGGCUGCACCAACCCCAUCAGCGGAAUUGGUGGCACAAAAUACAUCUCCUUCGAGGAGCGGCAGUGGCACAACGACUGCUUCAACUGCAAGAAGUGCUCCCUGUCCUUGGUGGGGCGGGGCUUCCUCACAGAGAGGGACGACAUCCUGUGCCCGGACUGCGGCAAAGACAUCUGAAGGCCCCGCGGGGAUAGCGCGCAGUCGCUGCUUGAGUCACACACACACACACACAUUUAUGUAUUUUCUUUCUCCACCAGCAAUAUUGUGCUCUGGCUUCCACCUGCCUCAUGUGCUUCUCAGUGCUAGUCUUGUCUGUUUAAAUCCUUUCAUCUUCGGGACUAAGUCAGUCCCAGGGAAAAGCGAGAAUCCUCAUGCAACCCUACGUGGGAAGAUAGUUUGGAAUUUCUGUAGUUAUUAGGGCCAAUCCAAUUGCAAAACUCCUCUCGAAUGAUGUCUUUAUAAGCUUAUCUUUCUUUUCACUGCAUAUUUAAGUGCAAUUCGCAUAUGUCACAAACUUGACUUUUAAGAACUGUAUAAGGUAAUGAAGCAUUGGUACCUACAGCUUUUAAACUUCCUGUUAUGUAAAAUCGAAAGCAAGAGUAUGUGAUUUACAAUAAAGUUAUUCCAGACAGAA